AUGGGACAUGAAAAUGAACCUCUUGACGAAUUUAUUGAAGCACACAGAACCUGUUUCAAUGAUCUUAUGUACUUUCCUACUGGUAAUGCGUAUGGUCUUUCUAGUGUUGCUGGGAACAUGGAAAAGGUAGCAGCUUUACAAAAUGAAUUUGAGAAUAUGAGAAACAAAUUGGAUGAUGGUAAUGAGAAGAUGGUACGGUUUGAGAAGAAGGUGAUGGUUCUCACACAAGGUUAUGAGCUUGGGUUAAUUUUCAGUAAUGAGGGUGAAAGCCUCUGGCCACAAGUUGAGGCCACUUUCAAGCAGAUGGACAUAGCUGCAACUCAAUUAGAAUGCUUUAAAGUUUUGCAAAAGCAGGAGCAAUUAGCAGCAUUAAAUAGAAUAAACAAUCUAUGGGCUGAAGUACAGAAGCAAAAGGAACUUGAGAAAACUUUGCAAAAUAGGUACGGGAGUCUAAUUGAGGAGCUGGAGAAGAUGCAAAAUAUCAUGGACCAAUGCAGAUUACAAGCACAACAAGAAGAAGAAAUUGAAACACACAACCAUGCUCAUGAGUCAAUUGAGACCAAGACCGAUGAAACUGAUGUACAGAGUACAGAGAAUUGUGAAGUUGUUCCUCACUCGGCGGAGGAUGGAAAUGCUCAAACAGUAGCAGUUGAGUCAUCACAUGAUGGAACUGCUGACCGGCAAGUGGAUAUCGUGCAAGACCAGGCUACUUCUAGACCCAGUUAUGACAAACCACACAUUAAACUAAUGUUAAUUCUACAAAUGUUUCACAAACUGCAGAGAACGUCGCAGAAGAAAUGA
Sphenostylis stenocarpa is the source of this 801-nucleotide messenger RNA. Lineage: Eukaryota; Viridiplantae; Streptophyta; Magnoliopsida; Fabales; Fabaceae. The record is from the annotation of a GenBank genome assembly.